AUGAAAAAGUUUAAGCGUAAAAUUUUCCGCAAAUAUGAAGAUUACAUACGACCACAGGACUAUUUGGAACCGAACGCACCAAAACAUAUCAAUCUUUGCAUUGAUGAUUUUAAUGCGCGAGGUGAAGUUGCCAAUCCGCGUGCGCCAUGUGUGGUAACCACCAUAGAUCCGGAUUAUAUUAAAGACGCUGGCCUGCAGCGUUUGGCAAAGAAGUUUCGCAUGAAGACUGAUAUUUUAUUGCUACGCGAGAUUACACGCAAUAAAUUUAUGUGCUACUCAACGCAGGAAAUGUUUUUGGAUAGGAGGCGUGAGGUUGAUCACCAAAAUCAGCUCUAUCGGGAGGCGCAAGAGUUUCAUAAGUUUGCCGCCGAUUCGCUCAUGAAAAUGAAGGCUAACGAAUUUAAGAAAAUGCUCCAGGCUCAGGAAAACCUCAAGAAGCUCAAAGAGAACAAAGUGGCUGAGGAGCUCAACCAGGUGAAAUUGCAGCAUCAGCGUGUGCUAAUGGAGGUACAGGAAAUCUAUGGUCGCUUUCAGUACUUGCUGAAGUUGAUUAGCUACUUUGACGACACGCUAGAGCAGCAAUCCGAGCAGGUUGACAUCAAGUUGCCAAUGCCCCAGCAUAUUGCCAAUAUGGAGAUCAGCGAACGUCAUCCGGCUGGCCUCGAGCAGGUGCGGCAGGUUAAGCAGUAUAUGGAGCAGGUGAUUAGACCGUAUCUGGAUAAGCGAAAUCAUUUGAAUGCCGAAAUUUGGAUCAAGGGCUACGAACGGAAUCGCAUGAAGGUGUCCAACUACAACAAACGCUUCACACAGCUGGCGCUGCUCAACCACAUUGUUGGCAUACUCCAUGACAAGGCAGAAAAGACGCAAAAGCGCAAUGCGAGCGCCGUCGUAUUUCUCAAGGACCCAGAGUUUCUGCAACGUCGCAUGGCUGCACUGCAGCAACGUGCCCACGAGUUGUUUAACGAUUACGAGCACUCCUACUGCAAGGACAAGCUGAGCAUCAAACUGAAUAGCAUUGUGCCGGUUAUCCUGAAACGGCUGCAGAAUAAAGUGCAGCCAGAGCAGCAGCCACAACAGCAGAAGCAGCCACCAAAGACCCCGCCCCAAAAAUCAUCUAAGCAGUGGCGUACCGUGGAGGCUAUGCGUGCGUCAGUGGCUAACACAAAGAAAGCCAGCUACAAGGACGAGCAGGAUACUACGCUCACCAAAGUGGAGAAAAUUCAGACAUUUGCCUUGGAACUGCUGGGCAAACUGGACGCCAUACCGCCAACUGAUCUGCGUCGUCUGGAGAAGAGUGUGCGACGGCACAUGGCGAAGCAAAACGAAAUGUCGCGCCGUGCCCUGGUCAAGCAGAAUCGCUUACACAACUGGAUGGAGCACUUCAAAAAGCAUCACCGAUUGCAGCAGGCACAGUAUAGCAAGCAGAAGGCUUAA
Drosophila grimshawi is the source of this 1434-nucleotide messenger RNA. RefSeq lists its product as uncharacterized. Bases 1 to 1434 code for a protein of 477 amino acids. The record is from RefSeq and is a predicted model, not a curated record. Lineage: Eukaryota; Metazoa; Arthropoda; Insecta; Diptera; Drosophilidae. The transcript has 7 exons.